Molecule: messenger RNA, 2929 nt
Organism: Oncorhynchus tshawytscha (Chinook salmon)
Lineage: Eukaryota; Metazoa; Chordata; Actinopteri; Salmoniformes; Salmonidae
Product: zinc finger protein 664-like
Exons: 2
Coding region: 224-1555 (443 amino acids)
Biological process (GO): regulation of transcription by RNA polymerase II
Cellular component (GO): transcription regulator complex; PcG protein complex
Molecular function (GO): RNA polymerase II cis-regulatory region sequence-specific DNA binding; DNA-binding transcription factor activity, RNA polymerase II-specific
Source: RefSeq, a predicted model, not a curated record
CAACAGCAGCAACAACAGUUAGUCAGACACCUGGGUAGCUUGCUAGACAAAUAGCCCAACCAAUAUUGCUCUUUAGACGCUUUAGUGUAUUUUAGCCACUGUGUUUUAAACCCACUCCUGUCGUCUAGUUAGUUAUCCGAUUUCAUUUCAUAUUUACAGUUGUUGUUAUUAGUCAGCUAGCGGUCUGGUUAAGUUAGCAUUAGCCUAGCUAACAUCCUCGACCAUGCGGUCACUAAGCUACUCUCCUGAUGAAGAGGAGGAAGAUAUCACAGUAAAACAAGAAGUAGAGGGCGAGGCCGUUACUGUGAAAGAGGAGGGGGAUGUUACAGUAAAAGGAGAGGCGGAAGAGAAAGAGGGUAUGUGGCUGAACAUUGUCGUGAAAGAGGAGGAGGGAGAGAAGGAUGUUACAAUACAAAAACAAGUAGAGGGUGAGGCUGUUACAGUGAAAGAAGAGGGAGACGCGUUCAGAGUGAAAGAGGAGGAGGAUGUUACAGUAAAAGGGGAGGAUGAAGCAGUUUAUGGAGUGAAAGAGGAGGGGGAGAUGACUGCUACAUCGGAAGAGGAGGAGGAAACUGGAUAUCUCGGCCCAGUUUCCCAAACGCAUCUUAAGGCAUCCAAUGGUUCUAACAAUGAAUUUAGCCAUAAAAUGGUUUUGAGAAACCGUUCCCGGAUUAACACUAGAGAGAGACGGGACUAUUGUGGAUCCUCUGGGGAGCCUCAACAACCUCAUGAUGCUUACGGGGCAGAGAAGAGUCUCUCCAGAUCAGAACACCUCAGGAAACGCCUGCAGAGACCCACAGGGAAGAUAACUCACUGCUGCUCUGACUGUGGGAAGAGAUUCACCUCAUCAGGCAUUAAACUUCAUCAGAGAGCACACACAGGAGAGAAACCUUACAGCUGUGUUCAAUGUGGCAAGAGUUUUGGUCAAUCUGGCCAUCUGACUCAACAUAGGAGAAUACACACAGGGGAGAAAUCUUAUAGCUGUGAUCAAUGUGGGAAGAGUUUUGGUCAAUCUGCAGAGCGGACAGUGCACCAGAGAACACACACAGGAGAGAAACCUUACAGCUGUGUUCAAUGUGGGAAGAGUUUUGGUCGAUCUUGCCAUCUGACUCAACACAAGAGAAUACACACAGGAGAGAAACCGUUUAGCUGUGAUCAAUGUGGGAAGAGUUUUGGUCACUCUGGAGAGCUGACAGUGCACCAGAGAGCACACACAGGAGAGAAACCUUACAGCUGUGUUCAAUGUGGGAAGCGUUUUGGUCGAUCUGGCCAUCUGACUAGACACCAGAGAAUACACACAGGUGAGAAAUCGUACAGCUGUGUUCAAUGUGGGAAGAGUUUUGGUCAAUCUGGCCACUUGACUCAACACCAGAGAAUACACACAGGAGAGAAACCUUAUAGCUGUGGUCAAUGUGGGAAAAGAUGUACAACAUCUGGCUCUUUGACUCUACACCAGAGGACACACACAGGAGAGAAAUCUCAUAGCUGUGAUCAGUGUGACAAGAGAUACUCUGAUAAAAGAUCUCUGAUCAAACAUCAGAAAAUACAUACAUGAAGGUGUUGUUUCGUGAUAUCAAUGAAAUGAUGUCACAAUAUAGAAUAUUUAAACAUUGUAGUAGGAGUAUUUUUAAGGAAUUUCACAAUGUAGAACCCUAAACGUUUGCCUCAUUGAAUUGAUUUCAGCGUAAUAUGGAUAUUAGCCUCGGGGGAAAUCCAGGCUCUGAAUUGAAAGAGUACUAUUUAUGUGACUUAACAAAAAUUGAUUCACAAAAAAAGAGCUGUGUUACACUUAUCAUGUUGGUGACCCGCUUGAAUCAAAAUACAACACUUAAAUGCAGCUAGCUGUUUUCUACAAAUUGUCCUCUAACCAGUGAUGUACACAUUAUUCCCAGAUUCCGUGUGGUUUUUGAGCUGUUAGUUUUAACAGGACGUGCAACCUCAUCUCCCUCCUCUCGGCACAAUUGAUUUCAACAUGAUAUCGAGGAGUGAUGACAAAUAAGUGUUGCGUUCCUUUGUUUAGCGACCCCUAAAUUGAAAUGCAUCACUCCAAAAUGUAGCUGACUGUCUUCGGCAGGUUGUCCUCUAACCAAUGAGCUAAAAGAUCUCCUAUUUCUAUGUGAUUUUUUAGUUGUUAGUUUCAACAGCAUGUACAACCUGAUUUCCCCUCUAAUCGAUAUCAGUGAUUUAUUGCAACUUGUCAAAACCACAGCGUUUUUUGUGCUUGUGUCCAUGGUGAGGACAACUUCGUUUCUGAUUGUCUCAAGGUGUGGCAGUCAAAAGUUUUGUUUUGCGUUUAGCCAGUGAGUUGACAUUUUAUCUUUUUUUGACUGCACGUUUUUCCGUUUUGGAGUUGAGUUUUGUUUGGGCUUGUUCCAAGUGGACGAGAGUUCUAGAAGCAAGUGAGUUUUAGGAAGACGAGAGUUCUAGAAGUGAGUGAGUUUUAGGAAGGGAAAAAAUAAACUUUUCUUGUUUUUAAUUGUUGAUAGGCAGAAGACACCAUAUUUAAAUUGAUGAAGGUGAAGCAUUGUAGUUGAUUAGAAUGUGAAAUGGAAGUUGUUUUCUGUUGGUGGUGAGCAUUCUCUUAACCUGUUACGACUAGACAUUCCGCUACAUCCCGAUGAAAUUGCAGAAUGCGAAAUUCAAAGAAAUUAUUUGAAAAAUUUAACUUUUUCAAAAAAUCACAAGUGUAAUACAUCAAAAUUAAGCUUAACUUCUUGAUAAUUCAGCCACCGUGUGUCAGCUUUCAAAAAGGCUUUACGGCAAAAGCAAAUAAGCGAUUAUCUGAGGACAGCUCCCCAUCAUACAAAUGCAUGACAUGACAACAUUUUUCAACCAGGGAGGUGCGACACGAAAGUCAGAAAUAACAAUAUAAUUCAUGCCUUACCUUUGAAGAUCUUCUUCUGUUGUCACUCCAAAAUGUCCCAGAAAC